Molecule: messenger RNA, 908 nt
Organism: Corticium candelabrum
Lineage: Eukaryota; Metazoa; Porifera; Homoscleromorpha; Homosclerophorida; Plakinidae
Product: polyglutamylase complex subunit TTLL1-like
Exons: 7
Coding region: 8-715 (235 amino acids)
Biological process (GO): protein polyglutamylation; microtubule cytoskeleton organization
Cellular component (GO): cilium
Molecular function (GO): tubulin binding; tubulin-glutamic acid ligase activity
Source: RefSeq, a predicted model, not a curated record
AUUUUGUAUGUGUGUUGGCACACACAUGGGUGUAUGUGUUUAUGUGUGCAUAUCUGUUGUAGCACAAGGUGUUGGCAUAUUCCUGGUGAAUAAGCUCAGUCAGAUAAAGAAAUGGUCUAGAGACGGAAGAGGCAUACCAGCUCACGUUCCCGGCAAAGAUGCUUACAUCAUCCAACGAUACCUAGAAGACCCGCUUCUCAUUGGAGGCAAGAAAUUCGACCUUCGUCUCUACGUUCUUGUCACCAGCUAUCGAUCCCUCAAGGCAUACAUGUACCGGCUUGGAUUUUGUCGUUUUUGCACAGUGAAAUACAACAGCAGCACGAGUGAGCUGGAGAACAUGUUCGUUUACCUCACAAACGUGUCGAUUCAAAAACAUGCUGAGAAAUAUAAUGACAGUCAUGGUGGCAAAUGGUCGAUACAUAACCUCAAGAUGUACUUGGAAGGAACGAGAGGAAAAGAGGUGAAUGCAUCUCCGUCACUCACAUGGACGACUGCAGCAGACAGAGCCAUGAAAUACAGUCUCACCAGUGACAUACUCUACAUCGUCAUUCCAGGACGAGACAUUCCUGACGUUCGAUGGAACAAAAUUCCUGCCAAGAAAGCUCUUGGUAACUUUGAUGUAUUGUGCUGCUCUACCUCCACCAGUAACAGCCAACAAGCAGACACUGAUAUAGACCACGAGUUCAAACAACAGCAGCAUUGUAAUUUCAACUAAACUCAGAUAUACACAACCGUAAACGAGAGACCCUCAGUCUGAUGUUAUAGAGAAAUGCUGCAAACGAUGAAGUUUUAUAGGUUGGUGUUGAACCAUCCUGGAGUUUGCAAACUAAUCAAGUAGACAACCGUCUUAUAAUAAUUUAUGACUUUCUCGAGACAAAUUUGGUAUAUACUACGGAAACCUAUCUACA